Molecule: messenger RNA, 1236 nt
Organism: Callorhinchus milii (elephant shark)
Lineage: Eukaryota; Metazoa; Chordata; Chondrichthyes; Chimaeriformes; Callorhinchidae
Biological process (GO): arsonoacetate metabolic process; toxin metabolic process
Cellular component (GO): cytosol
Molecular function (GO): arsenite methyltransferase activity
Source: RefSeq, a predicted model, not a curated record
CAGACGGAGGGAGAGGCGGGACGGCCGCCAUGACAGGGCGGAGUCCCUCCCCCCCCCCCUCCCCACCCCCUAAGGAUGAAGGCGGCGGAGAGCGGCAGCGCGAUCCGGGAGCGGGUGCAGGUACUUUGGCUGCGGACUGGUGAUCCCAAGCAAUCUGGAGGGAUGCCGCAUACUGGACCUGGGGAGUGGCUCUGGCCGAGACUGCUAUGCCCUGAGCAAACUGGUGGGACCCUCUGGCCACGUGACUGGAGUGGACAUGACUGACGAACUAAUCCAGGUGGCUCGUAGCUACAUCUCCUACCAUCAGGAGAAAUUUGGAUUCAAGGAUUCGAACACGGAGUUUGUCCAGGGAUACAUCGAGAAGCUGGGAGAAGCUGGCAUCCCGUACGGUGCCUUUGACAUUCUCAUCUCAAACUGUGUCAUCUGCCUCUGCGCUGACAAAAAAGCUGUGUUUCAGGAAGCCUAUCGGGUGCUGAAGGAAGGCGGAGAGAUGUAUUUCAGCGACAUGUACGCUAGCCAACCAGUAGCCGAGGAGCUAAGACAUGAUCCUGUGCUCUGGGGAGAAGGGCUGGGAGGGUCUCUGUACUGGAAGGAUUUAAUCAGUAUGGUGAAGGAACUGGGUUUCAGCACACCGCACCUAGUCACUGCCAGUCACAUUGUGAUCUACAACCCCGAACACCUCAAACAAACUGGAGAUGUGCAAUACGCCUCGGGGACAUAUCGAUUCUUCAAGCUCCCUACAGCCAGGAAUGAUCAGAAAGCCCUGGUUACAUACAAAGGAACUAUCACCGACUUUCCAGAGCAGCUGCUGUUUGAUGCAAUCCACACUUUUAAAAAGGAUGAAGCCGUGGCGGUGGAUGGGGAGCUGGCCACAGUGCUAAAAUCUUCACGCUUUGCCUCUCAUUUUGACGUUCACAGCGCUGAACAUGAGGAAUCGACGGAGGACAACCCUCAGCAGCAAACACUCUGCCAUUUGAACCCCUUCCUGUUGGCAGAUAAAUUGGGAUCGUCCAUCCCGAAGGCCUGUAAAACUCCGAAAGACGGUGCCUGCGAAACGCAGACUGACCAGCCAUGCAGGGGCGAUAUGGCCAAAGGCUGCUGCAACUGAUGCCCUCCCUACCUGCUGUGUCUUGAAGUAACCCAAGUUUUUUUUUGUAGAAACUGUACUUCCAAGCCUCACAGCUAAGCUUACAUUCUGAAAGCCAUCGUAAAUAAAACCAUAAAUUGUUAUCAUUU